Molecule: messenger RNA, 697 nt
Organism: Bufo bufo (common toad)
Lineage: Eukaryota; Metazoa; Chordata; Amphibia; Anura; Bufonidae
Product: venom peptide SjAPI-like
Exons: 4
Coding region: 172-576 (134 amino acids)
Source: RefSeq, a predicted model, not a curated record
UGUCGUAUUAUACAUUAUACACAAAAAUAGAUCUGAGGUCACAUUCUGAACACACCUAAACCCUCAAUGUAUAUAUAAUAGAGCACCGGUAGUAUCUCUGCAUCACCAGAAGACCAUACUCAUCAUCACACGUGCAUCAUCCAGGAAAAAGUUUAGACCUCCCAGCUAAACAUGACACGAGCCAUCACAUUGCUGUGUAUAUGCCUGGGUGUCCUCCUCCCACUCAUUGCUGCACGAUCAAUCAAACCCUUAUGUUUAGAAGGCGGAGAAUAUGAGUCCUGUACACCAACCUGUCAUAACUUGAAGCCUGACUGCCCUAAAGAGAGUUCUCCAGGAUGUGUCUGUGGAAGCGGCACUGUAGAUAGUGGCUUAGGUGAAUGUGUGGAAAUAGUAAAGUGUGAUUUCUGCAGCGGGAACACAACAUAUAUCUCAUGCGGCAGUGACUGCCCCCCUCAACCAAACCCUAACAUUCCGGUAAAAUGCCUAGCAGUCUGUGUUGAGAAGUGCGUCUGUAAACACGGCUAUGUGUCCCUACCUAACAGUGACAGAUGUGUCCUUCCUCGGGAUCUCCCCUAAAGUAGAUACAACAUUUAAACCGUCUCAUGUGUGUCUUAUUAACAAUUGUCAAAAUGUUAUGUGACCUCAUCCAAUUAUAAGGAGAGGUGUCUGAUAUAAAUAAAGUGAUUGCAGACAUUGA